GAGAGGAGCAUCCGAAGUUUGGUUGGGCAGGUGUGAAGAGCCAGGUGCCCGCUGUGGGUGUAGGCCUUUGGGAGAAAGAAGAGGUGAUAUGGCUGUCCCGGAUUUUGAGAAGGGAGGAGGGAAAAGCGUGUGUGGAGGAAGUGCUGCUGCAGACGGAAUCUUUGAAGACUGUCGUGGUGGAUGCUCGACUACGCGGAUUGUUGGGUUAAGGGCGAGAAGUGUUUCCCCGACGUUCUAUUCCCCUCAAACAUUUGGGUUUCUUUCCCCCGAGAGCGGGUAAUGACGGAUUGCGAGCGGGAUUGUAUCUCCGUCUACUCAAAGCCAACCUCGCCUCCGUAAACUGUAGGCUAGCGAAAACUUCGACGUCCGACGUUGCUGGAAAGGUGAGUCGAAACUCGAUUGUUCAAGUGUCAGGCUUUAUAGUACAUCCAUGAGGAAAUGACACCCCAACCUGUAUUAUGAAGGACUCUUCCGAUUCGUCUAACUA
Molecule: messenger RNA, 487 nt
Organism: Laccaria bicolor S238N-H82
Lineage: Eukaryota; Fungi; Basidiomycota; Agaricomycetes; Agaricales; Hydnangiaceae
Exons: 4
Coding region: 89-280 (63 amino acids)
Source: RefSeq, a predicted model, not a curated record